Messenger RNA from Maudiozyma barnettii, 660 nucleotides. It is a transcript of the gene PLP1, whose product is annotated as Plp1p. The record is from RefSeq and is a predicted model, not a curated record. Gene Ontology annotation, cellular component: cytoplasm. NCBI's taxonomy places the organism in Eukaryota, Fungi, Ascomycota, Saccharomycetes, Saccharomycetales, Saccharomycetaceae. The coding region runs from base 1 to 660 and encodes 219 amino acids. The transcript has a single exon.
AUGUCUCAUCAAAUAGACAAAUUUGAAAGGCAGGCCUUCUCUAGAAAUAAUAAUACUUCUAGUGACCACGAUUCUGAUGAAAGUGACAUUGAUAUAGAUCAAUUAAUGGAUGAAUUGGAUAAUGAUGAAGAAAUUCAAAAUAUUGUAUCUAAGCAGAGAGAAGCAAGAUUACAACAAUUAUCGGAUCAUUUGAAAAAUGUCUCCAAGAAGACUUCAGAAGAUGAAAAUUUUGGUAACUUAGAGACAAUCGAAGAUGAAGCUAAAUUGAUAAAACUAACAAGUUCAUCUAGUAUACCAGUAAUUAUACAUUUUCAAUUACCACAUUUCAAAAAAUGCCAAUAUAUGGAUCAACAGUUAAGUAAAUUAGCAAGAAAGUACCUUAAUACAAAAUUCAUCAGGACCAAUGUUGAAGAUUGUGCAUUUUUAGUUGAUAAGCUUGAAAUAAAAGUUUUACCAUUUGUUGUCGGAUAUAUAAAUGGACUUGAGAGGACAAGAAUUGUGGGAUUUUCAAAAUUGGGGACUGAUCCAAAUUCUUUUGAGUUAGGUGCAUUAGAGAGAUAUCUUUUGUCGGAAAGAUUAAUAAAAUCCAAUACAUCCGGUUUUUUAAAAUCUACGAAGAUUAAAUCUAAUUAUGAGAGUGACAGUAGUCUGGAUCUUUAG